Messenger RNA from Myxocyprinus asiaticus (Chinese sucker), 4650 nucleotides. Its product is annotated as retinoic acid receptor RXR-alpha-B. Gene Ontology annotation, cellular component: RNA polymerase II transcription regulator complex; nucleus. The coding region runs from base 162 to 1721 and encodes 519 amino acids. Lineage: Eukaryota; Metazoa; Chordata; Actinopteri; Cypriniformes; Catostomidae. Gene Ontology annotation, biological process: cell differentiation; positive regulation of transcription by RNA polymerase II; anatomical structure development. The transcript has 12 exons. The record is from RefSeq and is a predicted model, not a curated record. Gene Ontology annotation, molecular function: zinc ion binding; retinoic acid-responsive element binding; nuclear steroid receptor activity.
UUGGAAACUGGAUGGAGCCGAUAGAAGUAGCUAGUUUAGUUAUAUUAAGUGGAUUUUGACAGCGGAUCGAUUUUGACGGCGUUUCUUACUGGAUCUUAAAGUGUGCCUGUUGGGAAAAACACGUUGUUAUCUACAAGUAACAUAAGCUGGCAUGUGCUAAUAUGGAAACCAAACCUUUCUUGUCUCUAGGGCUCCUCAAAAAUCCAUGCUCAGUAGCGCCGCCGUGUUUGCGGAGCCGGCCGGGCGAUGUUGGCAGUUCGCCCAGUGGCUGCUCUGGCUUCACGGAUGCGUACCCACUGCAACAGCGCAGGAUAUCCACAGAAUCCACUGGUCUUUCUCCUCUCAGCUCCUCCACGGGUCACCGAGGCAUCAGUAACCACCCUCUCCACCCACCCCUGCUCAGCCCCUCCACCAUGAACUCCAGCCCAGGUCAACUCCACUCACCCAUCAGUACCCUCAGCUCGCCCAUCAACGGCCUGCCCUCGCCCUUCCCUCUCAUCAGCUCGCCCAUGGGCCACCCAUCCAUGAGCGGCCCGUCCUCCACCAGCAUGACCUUCCGACCAAGCCUUAGCCCACAGCUCAGUUCACCCAUGAAUCCAGUCAGCUGUUCAGAGGACAUUAAACCCCCUCUGGGUCUGAACGGGGUGAUGAAGGUCCCAGCGCAGCCAACAGGCACGUCUCUCUCACUCACGAAACACAUCUGUGCCAUUUGUGGAGACCGCUCAUCAGGUAAACACUAUGGGGUGUACAGCUGUGAAGGCUGUAAGGGCUUCUUCAAAAGAACAGUGAGAAAGGAUCUGACGUACACUUGCCGAGACAACAAAGACUGUAUAAUCGACAAACGGCAACGCAAUCGCUGCCAGUACUGCCGCUAUCAGAAAUGCUUAGCCAUGGGAAUGAAGAGAGAAGAAAAAAAAGAAAGUCAUACAGGUCAUACAGGACAUGAGGCCGUUCAGGAGGAGCGGCAGCGGGCAAAGGAGCGGAGCGAGGGAGAGUUCAGCAGCUGUGCCAACGAGGACAUGCCCGUGGAGAAGAUUCUGGAAGCCGAACUGGCAGUGGAACCAAAGACGGAGACCUACGUGGAAGCCAACCUGGGUGUGCCUGCCAACUCUCCUAACGACCCAGUAACAAACAUCUGUCAAGCAGCUGACAAGCAACUCUUUACUUUAGUGGAGUGGGCCAAGCGGAUACCUUACUUUUCUGAUCUCCCGCUGGAUGAUCAAGUCAUCCUCCUGCGAGCAGGAUGGAAUGAACUCCUGAUUGCUUCUUUUUCACAUCGUUCCAUAGCUGUGAAAGAUGGAAUAUUAUUAGCUACAGGCCUUCAUGUCCAUAGAAACAGUGCACACACUGCCGGUGUGGGAGCCAUCUUUGACAGAGUGCUGACAGAGCUUGUGUCAAAGAUGAGAGACAUGCAGAUGGACAAGACUGAACUUGGAUGUCUGCGAGCUAUUGUUCUGUUCAAUCCAGACUCAAAAGGACUGUCUAAUCCAUCUGAGGUGGAAGCACUGAGGGAAAGAGUGUAUGCUUCUCUGGAGGCCUACUGUAAACAAAAAUACCCUGAUCAACCUGGGAGAUUUGCCAAGCUGUUAUUGCGUCUGCCCGCUUUGCGCUCCAUUGGCCUGAAGUGUCUUGAACAUCUCUUCUUUUUCAAGUUAAUCGGGGACACGCCCAUUGACACUUUCCUAAUGGAAAUGCUUGAAGCGCCACACCAAAUGACUUAAGGGAAUGGAUUCUGGUCAUCUCUGCCCGUCUAACAGCAUUUCACUAAAUGCCUCUGUAAAGCAAUGGAAGAGGGUCCUGUUUUCUGUACAGAACACUACAAGAGGCCAGCACAGGACACAUCUCAAUAGAGACUGCUUUGUCCAGACUGAUAAACAUCUCACACUGCUGUCCAAGAGAGGAUUGAACUGCAAGUAAUUCUACCCUGGCGUUUAAUCAGAAGCAUUGCGUAAUCAGCAAAAUGCUGUGCAACCUUUCAUUACGGAAUGCCAUACAAACAGGAUGGAAUUUUUUUUCCUGGUUUGAGAGAUCUCACCAAGUUCUAUGGAAAUUUCUGCUGAAAAUAACUCAAAGAUCUAAUUGUGUCUCAUUUAUUCUGCCUCACAGAGGUCUAAAUCUGCAUUGCAUUGAGUUCAACCCAUAUACAGCCAAACCACCUCAUCUCUAAAAUCAUUGCUGUGAAUUUUCAAUUUUCAUGUGAGGAUACAAAUUCCUUAAUACCUCAGCUGCACUUCUUCAUACAACUGUCCUUAACAGUUAUAUCACUGUCCAUGUGUAUCUGCCAUUGGAACCUCUUGCUUAAGACUAUAGCGAUCAGUGUUAACAGUGUGCAUUUUUUAGUCACGGACUUGAUUUCAGUAUCCAGAGUUUGUUGAUGUAAAAAGAUCCAGCAACAUAAUAACAUUGUUUUCCAGGCACUUACUUUUUUUUUUUUUUUGACAUAUAUCAGUUUACUAUAAGUAUGUAUUCGUGAGAAAGAAGCAGCUGUUUGGUUUCAGUUUGAAGUCCUUUUCUUUUCGGAAGAGAUAUAUGAAUCACAGAAUGCUCUAAAAACAAUGAAAAGCAGGUGUGCUCCUGGCCGAACUCACAUUGGAUGAAAAUACGAUUCAUUAUAAGAAUUCUGUAAAAAAAAAAAAAAAAAAUGUUGAAGAUUUGCAUAAUGUUUUGCCUCUAUAAUUCAGCAUAAAUAUGUAUUAAGUAUUUCCAAAGAUUUUCAAUAAUGUUUAUAAAUCAUCUGAUAAUUCCCAGCAAUUGGGUGUUACUGAUUUGAAAAUAUGCAACUAGUUAAAGGAAUCCAGAUGAUAGUCUGGCCUCAGGGAAUCACAAGGUUUGAGAAGUGCUAUGUCUGCCCCCUAUUGGAAGAGUUGUGACAUUGCAGCUGUGCUAAUUUGCUAUAUGACUUAGAGACGUCUACAUAGACAUUUCUACAGUUUUAAGUGUUGGGAAUUCAUAAUUACAUUGGUUAUUUUUCAAUGUUUGCAAAACAUUCUUAAGCCUCAGGUUUAUGCAAAUGAAAAUAUGCAUUUUUAUUGUAUUUUUUGCUUAAAGUUUGCAGUGUCUCUCAUCUGUGUCAUAACAAGGAAAUAACAUCAAAUGGUGAGACAGAUUUCACAAUGCCACUGCUCAAACCUCAAUUGCAGAUUGAGCCAAUCUGAACCAGUGUUUUCAUGAUGAAAGUGAUGACAGUUACUUUUAUUAGAAUUAAUUAUUAUUGCAGUUUGGAAAGUAUCUAACCUGUUUAGUGGACAUUAAAAGGAAAAGUUUGCCAAAAACCCUCAUGUUAUUCCAAACCCCUAUGACUUUCUUUCUUCCGGGGAGCAUAUAAAGAGACUUUCUGAAGAAUGUACUGGUUGUUUUGUUUUACAUGCAAUUACAAUUAAUAGAAACUGAAGCUUUUAAAAAAAAUUAUGGAAAAGUUGCAAAAGCACUAUAAAAAGUGUAAUAAAUAGAUUUAUUCUACUUGUGCACUAUAUUCGGAGUUUUCUGAAGUCAUAUGAGGAACAAACCAAACUUUAAGUCGGAGGAAAGUCAUAGUGUUUGGUACGACAUGAAAGUGAGUAAAUGAGGAAUUAAUUUUCACAUUUUGCUAAAGUAUCCCUUUUAGGAAUUUUUACUACAUUUACAUUUACAUUUAUUCAUUUGGCAGACGCUUUUAUCCAAAGCGACUUACAAAGAGGAAAACAUGAGCGAAUCAUCUUAAGGAGACAGUGGUACGAAAAGUGCCAUAUUACAAAGUUUCACUAGCAUCAGAAUAGUAUUCAAAACAGAUUAAAGUGCAACAAGAAUUAUUACUGAUAUAUACUGAUUUAUUUAGACUAAACAUUCUGGCAAUAGUCUAUACUUUAUGUGUUGGGCCUCACAACAUAAUGACAAAAGAGCAUUUAGUACAAAAUGCGUACAAGCAGCAUGUACUAUUUAUAUGAUUGUUAAACAGGACCUAACCUUAUCAGUGGUCAUAUGUUCUUAUGAUUUGACCAGGGAGAAAUUCAGGGAAGAUCAGUGGACUUGGUCUAUCCUCUUUAAAAUUUUAUAUGUGGGUUUUGCAUUACUCCAACACCAGCAUGUUUAGAAUGUGCAAAAAAAUAAAUAAAUAAAAAAUAAAAAAAUCCCUUGCUGAGGGAAACAAGAAACAAAAACAGACACAGUGUAAUGCAGUCUUAGGUUUGGAGGAGCAUCGUGUGGAAUAGUCAAACAGGGUUUAGACCAUCAGGAGCCAGGCACAUCUUUUUUGGAUAUUGCCACAAUCAUGAUGUGCUGCUGUCAGACAUCAUUUUCGCUAAAUCCUUUACCAGUCUGCAAUAUUUUCCUGUGAGACACCAGUUCAUCACGGGAAUAUAUCAGCAAAACAUCAAAGAGAUCCAUUUUAAGAGAAUUAUCUAUUUUUGUACAAAGUGUAAUUAUCGCUAUAUCACUAUUUAGUUAGUUUUGAAAUUCUAUGUUGUUGAAAUUCAUUGUUGGUGUAAAUUUUAAUUUUUAAGUGGUGCCAUGCCCUCAAACCUGGAGUGAGGGAAGGUUUACAUACAAAUUCUUCUCCGUUCCUCUGCUAUUACCUGAGAGCUAAGGAUGGCUCUUUUUUCCCCCAAAAAAGACUGAGGGUGGAUGUAUUGUCCUAUUGCAAAAUGUAUUUUGUUCAAAGUACUAUUAAAUUUC